Molecule: messenger RNA, 2856 nt
Organism: Clarias gariepinus (North African catfish)
Lineage: Eukaryota; Metazoa; Chordata; Actinopteri; Siluriformes; Clariidae
Gene: mettl24
Product: methyltransferase like 24
Exons: 5
Coding region: 151-1146 (331 amino acids)
Source: RefSeq, a predicted model, not a curated record
AAAAUGGGAUGAGCAAGCAGAACAAAGAUUAACCAGACCCGGGGAAAGAAGGAAAAACUUCACCACAGUGCAUGUGAGAGUCACCUGGUAAUGGAGAGAAAUGGAGAAACAUGCAGGUCCCUGAAGAACCAAAGAACACAGAAGUAGAGGAUGAACAGGUGUGUCUUUGUGCGCGUGUGUGUCCUGUUCUCUGUUCUGUGCCUCGGCGCUCAUGUCUAUGUAGAGUUUAAGGGAUUUUAUGUGAAGAGCCGGAGGACACUUGCUCCCACAAAGGAACCUCAAAAACACACCAGGACUCUGGGAGUUUUGGAGGAAAGCAGAGGAUUGAGUGAGUCAGUGCCCACGUGCCACCUCACGGGCAGACAGAAAGACAGAAGGUCUCUCCGGUGGAGAAUUGAGCUGGAGCCUUGGGCCAGUAAGAGUCGCACCCUGGAAGAUGAGGCAUUCAGAUUUAUCAAGUACAUCACGACACCACAGCUAUCCUGUAGGAAUCCCGCAGACAGCCUGCCAGCUCAGGGAUCAUGGGCGCUAUGUUUGGAUAACCGAUUCAGCCUGGCAAGAAGCAUCAACUCUAAACACUGUCGAGUCUACUCGCUUGGGUUGGGAGGGGAGGAUAAGCAGUUGGAGAGAGUGUUAGCUAAGGCAGGUUGUGAGGUUCACUGUUUCGACCCCAGCAUCAGAGAGGCUCACCUGCAGGACUCACACAUGUGGCUUCACCGACUCUCCAUCGACUGGAGGGACCCGAACCCUGCUGUCAUGACGGAGAGACAGCACAGCAGCACCAAGAAGCUUUCCGCAGUCCUUAACCACUAUGGGCACAGACAGCUAGACGUGCUGAAAGUGGACAUGGAAAGUGCCGAAUGGAAAAUCUUGGAGAAUCUGAUUUUGGAAAACGUUUUACCCUCUGUGGGUCUCUUGAUCCUCGAGGUUCACCUACACUGGGCCGGGUUCGAAGUGAGCGGCGACGAGUCCUCCGUAGUGCGCUACUGGUUUAGUCUGCUGAAGGAGAUGGAGAAUACACACUUCCGCCUCUACCACAGUUACAAAGACCCAGCAAAGCCACAGCUCUUCCUUCAAAAGAACAUACACAAUGCAAGCAGCACUUACAUACUGGGAUGGGUCAAUGAGUGCUAUUUGGCACGGUAAGACUCAUCCGGACUGAAAGUUAGAAAAAUAGAGUACAGCAGAGAUUUUAUUUUGGAGAGCGGCUGUAUAGAGGAGUUAUUCAAAGAUUGCAAUCUGCAGGGAAAACUAUUGUACUUAGAGUCAAUUUAUUGUGAGCAGCAAGAUGUGUGUUGUCCCCUGCAACAAUCUCAUUUGCAAGAUUGUGUAUCUUCAGGAGUAGAAACACGAGACUCAAGCCAGGGAUAAACUGAAGUGUAGUGGAUCAACACAAUGUACUCGAUACAAUCAUUGCAAGAAAUGGAAAAACAACUGUACUUCGCCAAGCUGAAGCAGAUUUAUAAAAACCUCAAAUGUGGAUUUCAUCUGAUUAGACUUACUUCUACAUUCAAAAGUCAUGGUCCCCAUUUUUACAGGAAAAUUCCCACUUCAUUGAUUCUCUAAUGGUUAUAAUUUACCAAUACAUCUAAGAGGAAUUUGAUACAUUAUGGACAAAAGUAUUUGGCAAAACCUGUUAAUUAUUGAAUUUAAGUGUUUCAAUCAGACUCCUUAUCCCCAGUGAAGGGCAAUCUAUACUUAAGCAUAUAAUCAAUGCUAUACUUCCAACUUUGUGGCAACUGUUAACAAGGAGAAGGUCCUUCUCUAUUCCAACAUGACUGCGCCCCAGUGCACAAAGCAACGACUAUAAAGCCAUGGGUUCGGUUCAGUUUGGUUGAUGAGUUCAGUUUGGUUGAUGAGUUCCAUGACCUCAACCCCAUCAAGCACCUUUGUGAUAAAUUGGAACGGAGAUUGUGAGCCAGGCCUUCUCGUCCAACAUCAGUAACUGACCCCAUAAAUGCUCUACAAAAUGAAUGAUUACAAGUAUCCACAGAAACACUACAGAAACUUGAACACAGCCUUCCAAGAAGAGUGGAAGCUGUUAUAGCUGCAAAAGUGGGACUAACUCUAUAUUAAAGUACAUGUAUUUGAAUACAAUGUUAUUGCAGUUUUCGCCAAAUACUUUACUCAAUAUAUAGUGUACUACUCAUGGUUUUGAUAUUCCUCCCAGCUACUGCCAAGUUUUACAAGCUAAUUAAUAAAACCUUUAACCAGAAACAAUAAGUAAUAAAGUCUCAGAAUGCUCAGGUAUAUUAUGACUUGAAUGCAACUGGAUGGUGUGUUUGCCUUUUCUGUAAUAAAUGUGUGAACUUCACUUCAUUCAGAGGUUUUCCAUAAGCAGACACUCUGUUGUUAGGGCAUGGCCAUGACAUUAUACUGAAGCUGUAUGUUUCCACAGUAUAAUGAACUUUGCAACAUUUUGUAAUCUUUUAAUCUCAAACGAAAAUGGACUUUUUUAUGUGAUUUUAUUUUAUCAUUUGUAUUUGCAUAACAUUUAAAUUUGUUCCCUAUGUCCCUGUCAGUCAAAACACAAAAAUGUUUUUAAUUUCUGACUUUUAAGCCUCGAUUCUGAUGUUAGCUUUCAGAUCUCAGAUAUAGAAAAAUGGAUGGCAUGCUUGCAAGAGACAGAAUGGUUCAGAUAGAAAAAGAGAACAAACUAUCAACUGGAGUCUUGAGAAACAUAACUUAAGGAAGCCAUUUGGUUUCAGCAUUUUGGAAUAAUGUCACAAAACUGGAAUCAUAACUGUUCAGAUACUUACUUCUACUUCAAUUACUUACUAUUUGACUGCUAAAAAAAACCCUGUGUUUUCACAUGUACUAAUUUUGUCCCAUACUUUUGAUAAGUAGAGCUUAAAA